Molecule: messenger RNA, 3452 nt
Organism: Oncorhynchus tshawytscha (Chinook salmon)
Lineage: Eukaryota; Metazoa; Chordata; Actinopteri; Salmoniformes; Salmonidae
Product: sphingolipid delta(4)-desaturase DES1
Exons: 3
Coding region: 503-1474 (323 amino acids)
Biological process (GO): ceramide biosynthetic process
Cellular component (GO): membrane
Molecular function (GO): sphingolipid delta-4 desaturase activity
Source: RefSeq, a predicted model, not a curated record
AUUAUUUCAGUCCCAGGAACCGUUCUGCCGCACCCACAAUGAUAUCUAUUUUCAUGGAAUUCAAACUCACAUCUACUACAGUCACCAACGCUCUAGACAACAUGAAAACUUCCUAACCACCUCUGCUAGGGCGAGUAAAAUGGUCAGAGUGAGGUGUUCUUUCAUUUGUAUCUGGAAGUAAUUAGCCAACUUUGGCCAGUUAGCUUGCUUGACUACCGUUGUUGUGAGGUCAGAACGCUCGGAUCAACCCUACUCGUCGACCAUACCUUCCAACGUGUGCUCUGAGCUCACUAUGUGAGAGAAUCUGCGAAUCAGCAUCCAAAACGUUUGUUUGUGACGCAGAUCGGUGUAUGAGAUCUCUAUUUCAAUCAGAUCCUGCGUUGACACCAGGCAGGGUGGCUUGAGUCCGUUAGGUAACCGAGAAGUUGGAGUCAAUUUAAUACUUUUAGCUAGUAAUAUAAAUGGUUUGAGAUUCAUUACCUGUUACUUACACCAAAUAAAUAUGGGGAACCGUGUCCCUCGUGAGGAUUACGAAUGGGUUUAUACAGAUCAGCCACACGCAGACAGGAGGAAAGACAUUUUGGCAAAGUACCCAGAAAUAAAGACCCUAAUGGGGCCUGAUCCCAGGCUGAAGUGGAUUGUUUGCAUGAUGGUACUCAUCCAGUUUUUAGCAUUCUAUCUGGUCAAAGACCUAGACUGGAAAUGGGUCUUGUUCUGGACUUAUGCCUUUGGCAGCUGUAUCAACCACUCCAUGACCCUGGCCAUUCAUGAGAUCUCCCACAACACAGCGUUUGGCAACAGCAGGGCCAUGUGGAACCGCUGGUUCGCCAUGUUUGCCAACCUGCCCAUCGGGCUGCCGUAUUCUGCCUCCUUUAAGCGCUACCACCUGGACCACCACCGCUACCUGGGAGGAGAUGGCGUGGACGUGGACAUCCCCACUGAAUUUGAGGGCUGGUUCUUCUGCACACGCUUCCGUAAGUUUGUCUGGAUCAUCCUUCAGCCUCUGUUCUAUGCCAUCCGCCCUCUCUGCAUCAACCCCAAGCCCAUCACCAGGCUGGAGGUGGCCAACGUGGCUGUGCAGCUGUCCUUCAAUGUGGCCCUCUACUGGCUGUGUGGAGCCAAGCCUGUGGUCUACAUGAUGGCAGGUUCCUUGCUGGGAAUGGGCUUGCACCCCAUCUCUGGACACUUCAUCGCUGAGCACUACAUGUUCCUCAAGGGCCAUGAGACGUACUCAUACUAUGGCUCCCUCAACCUGCUCACCUUCAACGUGGGCUACCACAACGAGCACCACGACUUCCCCAGCAUCCCAGGACGUAGGCUACCUCUGGUGAAGAAAAUCGCAUCGGAGUACUACGAUGACCUGCCCCAGUACACAUCAUGGGUGAAGGUCCUGUAUGACUUCAUUAUGGACGACCGGCUCAGCCCCUACUCUCGUGUGAAGAGGAGGCUAACGGGAGAUGUCAAGCUGGAGUAAAUCCUUCCCCUCCCUCUCUCUUACUCUUAACAAAAAAACUGAAGUAUAUUGACACCAGCCCCAAUUAACCACCAAGACUUAACAGCUUUUGCAUAUUAAUAGACAUUUGAACAGAAUGUGUAGUGUCUGUGGAAAGUAUGUGUGACAUGUAUGUGUUAAUGUUUUCCUCCUAAGGAACAACUGAAAGGGGUGAUGGAACAUGGUUAUAUAGUCUUCUCUAGCAGAAUUACAACCAUUACUGCUUGCAUUCCAAUUAGUCCUUAUUACACAAGAUUGUCAUUUCUCCUAUUUGUUUUUCCUGAAAAGCCCAUUUAUUGCAGUUGUGGUCAUUUUAGAAACCUGUAAUAGGGAUGACGGCAAGUCUGAAUAUUUUUCUAUUCACAAAUUUUUAUUUUUUAUUUAUAUGAAGAAUUUAACUCUAGAUUACUUAGGAGUUCAGCAUCAGUUGCUGAAUGUGUUGAAUAUUUGAGAUCCUGUUUGUAUAGUUUAUUUUAUGAUCAGUUUUAUUUAAUCUCUUUGAAAGAGGUGUAGCAAUAUACAACCAUAUCUUAUUGUGAAAAUGUUUUAUUGGAAAGGGUGGAGGAUACUCUUGCACCAGUUAGGAGAUCAGGCCACCUAAACAGUUUUUUGCUGCUUUGGGGGGGUGAGAAGCCUAGCUUAUCACUUCUCUUACGUGUCUACUGAGGCGAGUUGCAAAUUCCAUGCUAGAAAUGUUAUGUUCUCAUUUCACUCGUAAAAUAUUGAGUUCUGUCCUUUCUUGUAGACUACUACACUUACCAUAUCACAGUGUGUGUAGAAUGAACAUAUUGGCUAAAGUUGAGCUUAUUUUUUAGCUCUUUUUAGAUUGGAGUGCCAUUUUGUAUUGUGCUUGCCAACACCUCUGUUCAAUAGCUGAUUGUCUGAAUUUUACAUUUAAUUUGACACAAUGGGGAGAAAGAAUGGCAUUAGAUCAAACAUUCCCUUGUUUUGUUUAAUUUAUGUUUGCCCUUUUAUGGAAAGACAAUGUGGCCUUAAAUGUGUAAAUUACUGUAAUGCAGAUGCUGCGUUCAUAUCUUGUCAGAUGGUGGAAAUACAAAAGGACUAGCCUCUAGCUUAUGUAUGCUCUAAACACCAACUUGUCAGGACUUAGUGUGAUGGUUCUCCUUUUAUAAAAACUCAAAAUGCACAUCUAAAAUCUACUGAAUGUUAUAGCAAAUGUUGUUUUUAGACAAUGAGUCUUUCAACAAUCACUAUUCUGACAGUCUAAUGGAAACCCAAUCAAAGGCCAAAUUAAUUGAAAACAAAUCUAGAUAAGAGUAACUCUUAAGUCUGUCCUUUGUUCCAUGUACAGUAUGAUUGUUGUUACAAUUCCACUAGAUUCUGAAGGUCUUGAUUAUUUCCAAUUGUGUCCUUAACAUUUGCAAUGACGUAAGUAGCCUAAUUUGUGAGAAAGACAAAAUAGCUUAUUUUAAGAUGAUUGACCUCAAGAACCGGGCCACACCCUUAGUCAUUGAGUUUGAAAGCCUCUCAAAUAUGUCACUUUAAAGUAGCUACCACUGAGGGAGAGAAAGCCAAUUGGUGUAUCACAGCCAAACCAUGAUGUGGAUAGAUAUUGUCCAAAGUGGAUUGGAAACUUGCUGACAUUGGUGCUGAAUCACAAAUUGACCCUUAUACUCUCCAUGUAGACCUGGAAUGGUAAUAGUUCCAUCUUGCCCUCUGAUAGGUAUGGAGGGAGAUUAGGUCUAUUCGAUAUGGCCACACUUAUCCAAUCUAUUACAGAUGUACCUAGGGUUGAUUUGCGAUUCAGGGGGCCUCUGAAACAAUGUAGAGGGGUUGUUGGUUAUAUCUACAUCAGUAUUAAACAAACUGAACUCAUGCUAAGGGUGAAAGAAUAAUGUUUAUAUUCUCAACUCAAACAUUUUAAUUUGGAAUAUUCUGCAGCAAGAGUCAUGAUUGUAUAACUGCAUCCAAUAUGAUUUUAUUAAACUAAUUGACCUUG